GUCUGUCAAUAGAUUAUGGCAACUGGUAGUGGCAUCUCAAUCUCAUAAAUUUUCAUUUCAUUCAUAGUGAGAUAAGUGAAGAUAUUCGUUGGUGUUUUACGCAAUUGUUUGUAUUUUGUGCUUAAAUUAUAGAAUGACCGAUUCAAAACAUUCGCACCCACACUGCGCGGUGCAGAACUGUAAAAUGUCGGUGUUCAACAAAAUCCCCGGCACUUCGUUUCAUCCAUUUCCAACCACUAAUGAAAUGAGAAACAAAUGGUUGAAUAUCCUGAAAUCACGAUGUUCCUCCAUAGACUGGGCUAGGAGCCGCAUCUGCUCCAGGCAUUUUGAAAAUAGAUAUUUUGACAUUGUUGAUUCACGAAGAAAACUGCGGGAUAACGCACUACCGAGUCUUUUUCCCGCCAGUGCCUCGUCUACCCAGAGAGUUGUCAGAUCUCUUAAACCAGUGGAAAGCACUCCUCCCAGGACCAAAAUCGACAGACUGCUCAACAGAAUGACCCAGACACAACUGCUUGAUGAUGUCAAAAGUACAAUGCGCCUUAUUAAAGUCCCCGACAAUUUCUCGGACUAUGUGAAUGAUGACCUGCAUUGUAACCCUGAUACUCCAGUAGAAGCUCAGCUGUGGCUUCUGAUUAAAAAACAAGAUCAUUUGAUCACAAGACUGAUGCAGCUAGUUCUACAAAAUAAGAAGCAUGUAGAAGUCUUGCAGAAGAAUAUGGAAGAGAGUAGAAAUGAAAAGAAGGAAAUGGAACAAUCACUUGAGAACUACAAGUACAUUGCCAAGUGUCUACAAGAGAAACAUGCUACUCUUGAAGAACAGAUUGAAAUUCUUACUGCUGUUGAAUCUAGAUAACUUGUCCGAUUUUAUGUAAGAACAUUUGUUAGAGGUGAUGUUCAUUCUCAGUAACUAAUUAAACUCUUUUCUAAUAAAUAAUUUAUUUAUUUUCACACAUACCAAGAUUACCAAGCUACAAUACUUUUUAAUUUGCUAAAUAGUUUAAUUUAUGUACUAAAAUCUUUAUUACAAUAAAUAGGUACUUAAUUAUCAUAUCAGUCAGUUUAUAAAAAAAGAUCACAACUUGAUAUCAAGUAAGACAUUAGCAAAUAAUUAAUUUAAAACUUACAUAGGUACCUAAUACCCUUCAUCUCAAAACAUGUCAAUGAAUUUUAAUUACCUAUGUAUAUAUUUUAAAUAAAUUGAAUAAAUUAAU
Pectinophora gossypiella (pink bollworm) is the source of this 1211-nucleotide messenger RNA. RefSeq names its product THAP domain-containing protein 1-like. The record is from RefSeq and is a predicted model, not a curated record. Gene Ontology annotation, molecular function: sequence-specific DNA binding. Bases 134 to 853 code for a protein of 239 amino acids. The transcript is spliced from 3 exons. Lineage: Eukaryota; Metazoa; Arthropoda; Insecta; Lepidoptera; Gelechiidae.